Messenger RNA from Lactuca sativa (garden lettuce), 1152 nucleotides. NCBI's taxonomy places the organism in Eukaryota, Viridiplantae, Streptophyta, Magnoliopsida, Asterales, Asteraceae. The record is from RefSeq and is a predicted model, not a curated record.
AUGACGAACAUUGCAGAUAUAUCCAUGGGAGCAUACAAAAAGUGGAUAAGAGACAAUGCUGCUCCUGGUUUAGAUCAUGAGGAUGCUUACAAGCAUCUAGAUGAGAUCAAUGACAUUGUGGAUUAUUUCAACGUACCAAAUGUUCCUAGAGAGAUAGUCUUGCUAAGGAUGUUGUCGGUCACUUUUAAAGGAGCUGCAAAAGACUGGCUGAAGGCACUACCACUUGGUGUAAUCACUACUUGGGCACAGGUGCGCAAGCAAUUUCUAGAACAAUUAUGCCCACCAUCCAAGAUAUUUAAACUCCAGAAGGAAAUAACCAACUUUGAGCAACAACCGAGUGAGUUCCUUUAUGAGGCAUGGGAACGCUAUAAUGGAGUACUAAGAAAUUGCCCUCAAAAUGACCUCAACAUACAACAAGAAGUGUCUAUCUUUUAUGUCAAAGUAAAUGUCAUGACGAGGCAACUCCUUGAUUCUCAAGGACCACUUACAAUGAAAACUUCGGGUGAAAUCAAGGAGUUUAUUGAAGAAUUCGCAAAACAUUCUCAUGAGCACCAUAAUCCAAGGAAUGAUGGAGUUAAAGGCAUUGGAGGAGGAAGUUCUGAAGACAUUGCUGAUGUACUCGCCAUGCUCAAUAAUAUGGAUAGAAGAAUGACAAAAACGGACCAGUCAAUUCAUGAUAUUAGAGUUGGAUGUGAAAGAUGCAAUGGUUCACACUUCACCAAGGAAUGCCACUUGGACGUUAAUGGAAACAAACAUGCUCAAACUAGCCGAGGCUUCUACGAAAAAGAGCAACCACCAGUUGAAAAGAAAGUUGACUUACAGACCAUGCUUAAUCGUUUUAUGGAGGCUUCAGAAAAGAGACAUUAUGAGAUAAAUGCAACUAUAAAAGAUCAAAGAUUGAUGAUGAAGGAUCAACAAGCCAUGAUGAAAGAUCAACAGGCUACGAUGAUUGACCAACAAGUAUUAUUAAGAAAUCAUCAAGCAUCGAUCCAGAAUCUCGAAGCCCAACUUGGUCAACUAACGACUUUGGUGAAUGAUAAAUUUUCUCGAAAAUUUAUCGACAAGAAGACUCAAUCACAUGUAAUGGUGUUUGAAACUAAAGAAGAUGUUAUUUCUGAGUUCUUAGAAGCACUAGAAGUGGAGUCGAAGUAG